Molecule: messenger RNA, 642 nt
Organism: Papilio polytes (common Mormon)
Lineage: Eukaryota; Metazoa; Arthropoda; Insecta; Lepidoptera; Papilionidae
Exons: 2
Coding region: 1-642 (213 amino acids)
Source: RefSeq, a predicted model, not a curated record
AUGAUAUUAACACUAGUAUUACUUUUAAAUAUAUUACAUCGAAACGAUUGUACAUAUGUAAUUUCAGUCUACGGAGAUGUGUACAAAGAUACCAAGUUUUUUAGCAAGACUUACCCCUGGCUGAUAGACAACAUUGGGGGUGAGGUUGUAGUCGAUUAUUACCUGCUAGGAAGUGGCAGGUACACUGUACCUCAAAUGUGUGCGCUUAACGAACUAAGGCUCAACACAUUCCUUCAAGCGCAGUUCCUGAAAUGUGAAGCAGAAGGUAAUUCGAAUGAUAUAUGCAUUUGUGACACCGGUUUGGACACAGAAAGGUUGAGACAUUGCAUCAUAACUAAGGGAUCUCUAGCAAGUUUCGCCGCUUCGAAGUUCCACCAAAUCGGUAUAGAUGCGAGUCCUCUUGUUGAAAUUGGACCUAGGAACACGAUAUUCGAAGUCGAGGACAAUUGGUAUUUAAAGAAAAUCUGCACAAUAUUCGGAGAUAAUCAACCAAGGGGCUGUAUAAAGCCUUUUUCGUGUAACUAUACGGAAAGUGAAUAUGAUAUGACGUGGUCCAAUCAUAUUGAUUGUACAAAAUGUCGGCAUAAUUCACCAAUAACAUCAACAACUACGUCUCUUGGUACAACUUAUGCAUAUUCCUAG